AUGUUCUUAUCAAAUUUACAUUCAUUAGUGCUUAAUCUUGCUGAAUAUGUGCAAAAUUUAAAUGAUAUUUUUUCUAAUAUAUUUCGUUUACCAAAAUUAAAAUAUGGCAAAAUUACAUAUCGAAUCAGAAUCGAUCAGGAUUUAUCAAGUGGUUAUUUUAGUAGAUUUCAUUGUAUUCCAAUUGAAACUCUUAUUUUUAAUGGUCCUUUUUCAAAUGAUUCAUUGAAUAAUUUAUUAUAUCAUUUUCCAAAACUUCAUCAUUUAUCAAUUAAUUACCUUGCUGCUUCUCGUGACGAAAAUAGUGAAACACAUGCUACUUCAUUAUUAAAACAUUUAAAAUAUGUUUCACUUAAACUUUAUUUAAUUGCAUUUAAUAAAUUCGAACAAAUUGUACAAACAUUUUUUGGUGAUAUUGAAGUUUUACGGAUUUCAACACAAUAUGAUACAGCAUAUUUAGAUGCAAAACGAUGGGAACAUUUAAUAACAUCUUAUAUGCCGAAUUUACGUAUUUUUGAUAUACAUCAUGAUGGUGGUGUACAACGUAAUCAAUUAACCUAUCAUGAUUUAAUUAAUCAAUUUAGAUCAUCCUUUUGGAUUGAACGAGAUUGGUUUUUUGCACAUCAACAUGAUUGGCUUAAACGGUUACACAGUGGAGUUUUUUAUUCAACUGAACCAUAUAGACGAAAAGAUUUUACAUUUUAUUGGCAAUUAGAUAAACAAAUUUGUCAAUCUGCUCAAGAAACAAAUUUAAAUUCAGUUAAACAUGUAUAUAUUUGUAGUACAAAAGCAAAUAAGAAUCCAGCCCAUUAUUUUCCAAAUGCUACGGAAUUAACAAUUAAACAUUGUCUUGAAAAACUUGAUGAUUUAUUGGUACAAACACUAAAUAGAAUUGUUCCCUUACGUCAACUUACCAGAUUAAUUAUUAAAGAUUUUCAUAUUAAUUUUGAUCAAUUUAUUCAUGUAUGA
Messenger RNA from Rotaria sp. Silwood2, 966 nucleotides. The record is from the annotation of a GenBank genome assembly. NCBI's taxonomy places the organism in Eukaryota, Metazoa, Rotifera, Eurotatoria, Philodinida, Philodinidae.